Messenger RNA from Chlorella variabilis, 465 nucleotides. RefSeq lists its product as hypothetical. Gene Ontology annotation, biological process: chloroplast fission. Gene Ontology annotation, cellular component: membrane. Bases 1 to 465 code for a protein of 154 amino acids. The transcript is spliced from 4 exons. The record is from RefSeq and is a predicted model, not a curated record. Lineage: Eukaryota; Viridiplantae; Chlorophyta; Trebouxiophyceae; Chlorellales; Chlorellaceae.
AUGCCGCUGGGAGCGUUGGGGCGGUCGGUGCACUUUGUGCGCGGCACGCCGGUGCAGUUUGCCGCUAUCAUCCCCGGCGACGGCGUGGCGGAGGUGGUGCUGACGAGCGGGCUGAGCAGCUUCCUGCAGCUGUACAAUGCGGCCCUGAUCGGGCGCCUUAUCCUCUCCUGGUUCCCGGCGGCGCCUCAGGCCAUCGUGUCGCCACUGGCCACGGUGGUUGAUCCCUACCUCAACCUCUUCCGCGGCAUCAUCCCGCCCCUGGGAGGCAUCGAUCUGUCCCCCAUCCUGGCCUUCAUCGUGCUGGACCUGUUCACCAACACCGCCGCCGCCCUGCCCGCCGAAGUGGACGAGCAGGGCCAGCUGAGGAAGCCCGCCGCCGCCAAGAACGCGUGGCAGCGCCGCAUGGCGGCCAGCGCCGAGCGCCGCCGCCUCCAGCGCCAGCAGCAGCAGCAGCAGCGGCAGUAG